AUGCAGCAGCAAGGCGGCAGCGGCCUGGCAGUCAUCACGCCAGAAGGUCAACGACUUCGUCAUUUCCUGUCGAGAUACAGAGUGAUCAGGUCAUACCCUGCCACUCCACCAACACAACAAGAGCCCCCGCCAACAAGAGACCCCCGCCAACAAGAGCCCCCUGCCAACAAGAGACCCUGCCAACAAGAGCCCCCUGCCAACAAGAGACCCCCGCCAACAAGACCCCCCCGCCAACAAGAGCCCCCUGCCAACAAGAACCCCUGCCAACAAGAGUCCCUGCCAACAAGAGACCCCCGCCAACAAGAGCCCCCGCCAACAAGAACCCCUGCCAACAAGAGCCCCCGCCAACAAGAGCCCCCGCCAACAAGAGCCCCCGCCAACAAGAGCCCCCGCCAACAAGAGACCCCCGCCAACAAGAGUCCCCGCCAACAAGAGACCCCAACAAGAGUCCCCGCCAACAAGAGUCCCCGCCAACAAGAGACCCCCGCCAACAAGAGCCCCCGCCAACAAGAGCCCCCGCCAACAAGAGCCCCCGCCAACAAGAGACCCCCGCCAACAAGAGUCCCCGCCAACAAGAGACCCCCGCCAACAAGAGCCCCGCCAACAAGAGCCCCCCGCCAACAAGAGCCCCCGCCAACAAGAGCCCCCCUCCAACAAGAGACCCCGCCAACAAGACCCCCCCGCCAACAAGAGCCCCCCGCCAACAAGAGCCCCCGCCAACAAGAGCCCCCCGCCAACAAGAGCCCCCCGCCAACAAGAGUCCCCCGCCAACAAGAGUCCCCCGCCAACAAGAGUCCCCCGCCAACAAGAGUCCCCCGCCAACAAGAGUCCCCCGCCAACAAGAGUCCCCCGCCAACAAGAGCCCCCGCCAACAAGAGCCCCCGCCAACAAGAGCCUUCUGGUCUUCCCCGCCUCGAACUGAAGUGCGACUCUGACGCCGCAGACCUGCGCAUCCCGUCCCUGCCUUCCCCCAGACGAAAGGAAAAGAAUGAGGGCAAAAAUGAGUGGGAAAAAAUGGUUGUCAAGGGAAAUGCUGUUACCAUCUUCAAACGGAAGUCAAAAGAGAAACUGAAGAAUGAAAGUUAUAUCAAUAAUUGGUCAGAGGACGUAAGGAACUGUUGCUCCCCCUCAGUGAGCUGCGGAGAGUUGACUGGAAUACUCAAGAGUUCUGCAACGUUUUCUUCGCCAUCUGAAGCAGAGCUGAAGGAUGCUUCAGAAGCAGAGGCAUCUGAAGCAGAGCUGAAGGAUGCUUCAGAAGCAGAGGCAUCUGAAGCAGAGCUGAAGGAUGCUUCAGAAGCAGAGCUUAAGAAGACAUAA
Messenger RNA from Procambarus clarkii (red swamp crayfish), 1317 nucleotides. RefSeq lists its product as uncharacterized. The record is from RefSeq and is a predicted model, not a curated record. NCBI's taxonomy places the organism in Eukaryota, Metazoa, Arthropoda, Malacostraca, Decapoda, Cambaridae.